This is a messenger RNA of Dioszegia hungarica, 960 nucleotides long. RefSeq names its product Alpha/Beta hydrolase protein. The coding region runs from base 1 to 960 and encodes 319 amino acids. The record is from RefSeq and is a predicted model, not a curated record. The transcript is spliced from 6 exons. Gene Ontology annotation, molecular function: lipase activity. NCBI's taxonomy places the organism in Eukaryota, Fungi, Basidiomycota, Tremellomycetes, Tremellales, Bulleribasidiaceae. Gene Ontology annotation, cellular component: membrane.
AUGUCCAACAUCAACGUCACCAAGGAGUGGGUCCUCGCCGAGGAUGGCACACCAUUCUACACCACAAAAUGGGCACCAGUAUCAGAAACGCCCAAAGCCUACGUCCUCUUCGUACACGGCUAUGCAGAGCAUAUCGCCCGAUACGACCACUUCUUCCCUCUCCUCGCUGCGCCUCCGCACUCGCUGCAUGUCACAGCGUACGACCAGCGCGGUCACGGUCGGACGGCGUACGAGCCCUUGACUGAGGCGUCGCCUCAGACUGGGGGUUGGGCGCAGAUGCUCCCGGAUAUGGAGUUCUUCGUGAAGAGGGAGAGCGAGCGGGCUGUUAAGAAGGGCAAGAAGCUCUUCCUGUGGGGUCACAGCAUGGGAGGCGGCCAGACCCUCGCGUUCGCUACUCGUCCCUCAGCGCCUCCAAGCCCAUCCACCCUCUCCCUCCUCACCGGCUGCAUCGCCUCCUCCCCGCUCAUCCGCCAGACCCAUCCCGCCUCAUCUAUCAAAACCACAGCCGGCGGCCUCGCUGCGCGCCUCACGCCCAACCUCCUCAUCCCGACUCCGCUCAAAUAUGAGGACCUCUCACACGACUCGGCAAUGAACGAGUCGAACCGCCUCGACCCGAUGUGCGAGCAGCGGGGCUCGGUCCUCGGCGUGUCGGACAUGCUGCAGGGGGGUAUGGGGCUGGAUACGGCUGAGACCUGGAAGCGGUGGCCAAAGGGGUUGGGGCUGAUGAUGUACCAUGGGAGCGCGGAUGGGAUAUGUGACCCCGAGGCGACGAAGCGGUUCUUUGCGGGCGUGGACGCGCCGCACAAGCGGUUGGACAUCAUUGAGGGAAUGCGGCAUGAGACCCACAAUGAGCUCGCGCCGACGCCGGAGCAUGUCGCCAAGAUGGUGGCGGAGUGGGUGCACGAGAUGGCCGAUGGGUCUGCUGGGGUAGCAGGGAGUACUGGGCAGUCCAAGCUCUGA